UCUUGUUGUGUGCAAGCUGCAAUGCAAUGCAAUACCUUCAUCCUGAUUCACGAUGAGAAGAAACAUUCGAUUCUCAGGCACAGAUCUCGAUUUCGUGAAUAUCGCUCACAGUCACCUGAUUCACUCUCAAUGGGAAAAUCUUCAUCCUCUAUCAACCUCUCUCACACCCUUCAGAGUCAAACACAUUCUCCUCAAACUCAAAAACGACGACGUUCUCUCCCUCGAGUUCUUCAACUGGGUUCACAACUGCAACCCUUCUUCUCACACGCUUCAAACCCAUUCCAUUCUCCUCCACACGCUCGCCAACAAUCGCAAAUUCAAAACCGCGCAUUCAAUUCUCCGCAGAAUCAUUAAUGUUAAUGUUGCUUCAUCUUCCAACACCCUAUUUGAUGCAUUGCUCUGUUCCUACCGUCUCUGCGAUUCUUCGCCGCUUGUUUUCGAUGCAGUUUUCAAGACGUAUGCUAACUUGAACAAGCUCAGGGAUGCUACUCACACGUUUCUUCGGAUGAAGGAGUAUGGGUUUCUCCCCACUCUGGAGUCCUGCAAUGCGUUUCUCAGUUCACUGCUUCAGCUUCGUAGAGCUGAGGUUGCUUUAGCGUUCUACCGCGAGAUGCGGCGCGAUUGCAUUUCUCCCAAUGUUUACACACUCAACAUGGUUAUCUGUGCUUAUUGUAAAUCAGGGGACCUGCCAAGAGCUCUUGAGACGUUGGAGAAGAUGAAGGAUAUGGGUUUGAGUCCUACUGUUGUGUCUUUCAAUGCAUUGAUUUCAGGGUAUUGUAACAAGGGUUUGCUUGGUUUGGCCUUAAAGAUGAAAUCCUUGAUGGGAAACUAUAGGGUGAGUCCAAAUGUGGUUACCUUUAACACUCUUAUUAAUGGGUUUUGUAAGGAGGGGAAGCUGCAUGAAGCCUACAGAGUUUUCUCUGAGAUGAAGGUUGCCAAUGUGGCUCCCAACACUGUAACCUACAAUACUUUGAUAAAUGGGUAUAGUCAGAUAGGUAACUGCGAAACGGGGAUGAGGCUUUUUGAGGAGAUGGGAAGAAAUCAGGUUAAGCCUGAUAUCUUGACUUACAAUGCAUUGAUUCUGGGACUGUGUAAGGAUGGGAAGACAAAGAAAGCGGCGAAUCUGGUUAAAGAACUUGAUAAGGACAACUUGGUCCCCAAUGCUUCUACAUUUUCUGCCCUUAUUACUGGGCAGUGUGUGAGGAACAACUCUGAGCGUGCUUUUCAGAUAUAUAGAAGCAUGACAAGUAUUGGUUAUAGUCCAAAUGAGAGUACCUUCGGAAUGUUGAUAUCUGUAUUCUGCAAGAAUGAAGACUUUGAUGGAGCUGUGCAAGUCUUGAGGGACAUGUUGGACAGAUCUAUGACUCCUGAUUCUGGUAUCUUAUCUGCGCUCUACAAUGGGCUUAGUAGGUGUGGAAGAAAGCGGUUGGCAUUGGAGCUAUGUAGUGAGAUGGAAGCUAAGCGUCUGUUGCCAGAAGGUUUUGGCCAAGAAAAAAUAGCCAUCACCAGUCCAGAAAAUGGGACAAAUAAUUGAACUUGUGAUGUUGUUUGUCUAUGUGUUCUAUGUAUGACUUUUUAAGCUGUCCAUUACAUGCUGCACUAAACUUGAGAAGCUUCACUGUAAAUAAUAUUUCAUUUAAACCAACCACAAAAGAUAAUUUUUUUUAG
Messenger RNA from Lotus japonicus, 1668 nucleotides. Its product is annotated as pentatricopeptide repeat-containing protein At4g26680, mitochondrial-like. The transcript has a single exon. Lineage: Eukaryota; Viridiplantae; Streptophyta; Magnoliopsida; Fabales; Fabaceae. The record is from RefSeq and is a predicted model, not a curated record. Gene Ontology annotation, molecular function: protein binding. The coding region runs from base 53 to 1534 and encodes 493 amino acids.